AUGGAGACUGCCCCUUCGAGUCCAAUUUUUUCUCCGCUCGAUGCGGCCGACUUAGAACUCAGGGGCCUGCUUGGACCCGUGGAAGAAACAGGACAACGAAAAUGUCACAAGCGUCGUCUUCAUUCUUGGGGUGAUAUAUUUUACCAGGAAAUCCCCCUCGACAUAGUCAUGGGCUCUCCAGAAGCCGCUGCUGCCAAGGCAUUUGUCACCAUACCAAGCGCCCUUAUAUCGCGUGCAACAUUGUGUUACCUGGGCUUCUCUGAGCUCAAGGUCGACGAGAUGUGGAACGAAUGGUCUAACUGGCCUGGCCGCGAGAUUGAUACCAACACUGGUGAUCUUCAAUGCACCUUUCUUGCCUUCAUUCUUGGCCAUGUGAAGAAGGAAAACGCUUACACAGACGACGAUUCGGAGUGGCGCCGGUGCCUUGACGAAUGCGGUGUAAGCCCUUCAGAACAAGAAAAGCUUAUGGAUCCAGACUUUAAGGAAAUACGUCUAAGUAGAUCAUGUGUUUAUUGGGUUACUGAUACUAUUGAGAUGCGAUAUGCUGGCCUUCAGGACUUUCAACGAGCCUCUCGCCAGCGAGAGUUGCAGCUUGAACGCGAGCGAUUCUAA
Messenger RNA from Metarhizium brunneum ARSEF 3297, 612 nucleotides. RefSeq lists its product as uncharacterized. NCBI's taxonomy places the organism in Eukaryota, Fungi, Ascomycota, Sordariomycetes, Hypocreales, Clavicipitaceae. The record is from RefSeq and is a predicted model, not a curated record.